AUGGCGGCGUUUCUCCGAUCAAUUUCAGGGGCUCAGGACACCGGCCUGACUUUGGUGGCCAUCGACAAAGAUAAACACAGCCAAUGUGCAGUCAAAUGGGCAGUUGAUAAUCUGAUUAGAACCUCCAACUGCAUCAUCCUCAUUCAUGUUAGAAACAAAAGCUUUUUACAUCCUCAAGAUGCUGGUGCAAUCCCCAAAGAAGGUCGCCCACCAACUGAAGCCGAGUUGCAACAAUUCUUUCUACCCUACCGAGGAUUCUGUGCACGAAAAGGGAUUACAGCCAAGGAAGUGAUCCUCCAUGACAUUGAUGUUCCAAGUGCACUUGUUCAUUAUAUUGUUCACAACUCCAUCUCCAAUAUUGUUGUAGGCGCUUCCAAUCGUAAUGCUCUAACAAGAAAAUUUAAAGACUUUGAUGUGCCAAGUAGCCUACUAAAAUAUGCACCGGAUACCUGUGCAGUAUAUGUUGUAUCGUCCAAAGGAAGACUUCACACUAAACGGGCUGCAACUCAACCUCAAACACCGAAAUGUGACGCAGAGCCUCCCAGAGAUAAUUCUUAUGACCACCAUCUCCAUCCUCAUACUCAUGAUGGACCGGACUCUGAAGACAUCAGCAGAUCACAAUUUAGUCAUGGAAGUUCAAGUUCAAAAACUACUUCCUCAGACAGAAUAUCUUUUGAUAGGCUCUCUGACUUUAAACCGAUAACUCCCCACAAAGUGCGACGGUCAUCAACAAAUUCACCAAUAUUAUCAGUUGACAGCCUUACAUCAGAAACUUCGUCCCAUCAACAUUCACGAUCAAGCAGCGAUUUUUCAGGGCCACUUAGCUUCCAAUCAAAUGGCUCAGAUAACAAUGAGGUUAACAUGAACUCUAUAUGCUCACAAACUCAGUCUGGCUUGGAAGUUGAGAUGAUGAGAUUAAGGCAGGAAUUGAAGCAAACAAUGGACCUGUACACUUCAGCUUGCAAAGAAGCUUUAGCAUCUAAGAAGAGAGCAUGGGAUCUCCAAAAAAGAAAGACAGAGGAAGAGCGCAAGUUAGAGGAAGCUAAACUUGCCGAAGAGGCUGCUAUGGCCUUAGCAGACAUGGAGAGGCAAAAAAGCAAGGCUGCAAUGGAUGCAGCUUGGUUGGCACAAAGGCUAGCAGAGAUGGAGACACAGAAGAGGAAAAUGGCAGAAAUGAGAGCUAAGGAGGAGUCUAGACAAAGAAGGAAAGCAAUGGAUGAUCUGUCACACAACCAAGCUAUGUAUAGGAGAUACUCCAUUGAAGAAAUCGAAGUAGCAACAGAUCACUUUAAUAUGUCAAACAAGGUUGGGGAAGGUGGAUAUGGACCUGUUUAUAAAGGUGUGCUUAACCACACCGCAGUUGCCAUCAAGGUCUUGAGGCCAGACAUGUCACAGGGGAAGAAACAAUUCCAACAAGAGGUUGAUGUUCUAAGCUGCAUUAGGCAUCCACACAUGGUUCUCUUAGUAGGUGCCUGCCCCGAGUAUGGAUGCCUUAUAUAUGAGUACAUGGAAAACGGAAGCUUAGAAGACCGGCUCUUUCAGAAGGGUGAUACACCUCCAAUCCCAUGGACCCUCCGUUUCAAAAUAGCUGCAGAAAUUGCCACUGGCCUUCUUUUCCUUCACCAGACAAAACCAGAACCCCUUGUGCACCGUGAUCUCAAGCCGGCAAACAUUCUACUAGACCGGAACUAUGUCAGCAAGAUUGCUGAUGUAGGCUUAGCCAGGCUAGUUCCAGCAUCAGUAGCUGAUAGUGUCACUCAAUACCGCCUUACAGCAGCUGCCGGUACAUUUUGUUACAUUGACCCGGAAUAUCAGCAAACAGGAAUGUUAGGCGUAAAAUCAGACAUAUAUUCCCUGGGAAUCAUGCUGUUACAGAUCAUUACAUCAAGGCCUGCAAUAGGCUUGUCCCACAAGGUUGAGGAGUCCAUUGAAAAUGAUACAUUUGAGGAUAUACUUGACCCUGUAGUGGCAGACUGGCCUGUUGAAGAGGCUUUGUCAUUUGCAAAACUGGCUUUAAAGUGCUGUGAGCUAAGGAGAAAAGACAGACCUGAUCUCGGUUCAGUCAUCUUGCCUGAGCUGAAACGGCUAAGAGAUCUUGGGAAUAGGGAGGAAGCCAGUAACUAUGCCAUUGUUCCCAUGGAAGGCUAG
Molecule: messenger RNA, 2148 nt
Organism: Argentina anserina (silverweed cinquefoil)
Lineage: Eukaryota; Viridiplantae; Streptophyta; Magnoliopsida; Rosales; Rosaceae
Product: U-box domain-containing protein 35-like
Exons: 8
Coding region: 1-2148 (715 amino acids)
Biological process (GO): protein phosphorylation
Molecular function (GO): ATP binding; protein kinase activity
Source: RefSeq, a predicted model, not a curated record